GCGCCAGAGCUGCCGGUGUACGCAAUUCGCGCAUUAGCUUCCGGGACUUGUAGUUCUCACGUAGCUCGAACUGUGAGGGAGGUGAAUGUCGUUGAACUACAGCUCCCAGCAGUACGUGCGUCGGCCGAGCCCAGAGGACUCUGAGGCAAGCGAGAUACACACGGCACGCUGCCCGACAGCUGCUGGGAUCAAAUAUGCCUCGGGCCCGUCGGAGCAACGCGGCCAGCAAGAAGGGUAGUGCCAGCCGCGGUUCUCUGAGACAGGAGCUGUUACAGCUGAAAGUUUCGGACAGACUCACCCAGCUGAAAGGGUCUCGAGCCGGAUCUCGUGCAGCAGACUCAGAGGCCAGUGAGGAUGAGGCAGCCAGCGAUGUUCUCAGUCACUGCAGUAGCGCCAGCGAGACGAUUAGUGUGGCUGAGGAUGGAUCAGGCAAUGACGUGCAGGACCUCCAGGCAUUACAGGAGCAGCGGGAAGAUAAACUGAAAGAGGAUAUAGACCAUCUCACAGAUAAGAGCGCCAAGACCCGGCUGACCGCUCUAGGCAACCUGCGCCUCGCUCUGUCGUCUCAGGUCCUGGGGGACUUCCUCACAGAGAGACGCCUCACGCUCACAGACGCUCUAGAACGCUGUCUGAAAAAAGGUAAGGAGGAGGAGCAGUCUCUUGCUGCCACAUUACUGUCUCUUCUGUGUAUACAGCUGGGUUCUGGCCCUGAAGGAGAAGAAGUCUUCCGUUCUCUAAAACACAUACUCAUCAGCAUCCUAACUGACUCCAGUGCGGGAGUGACAGCCCGACAAAGUUGUGCCACCGCUCUGGGCCUGUGCUGUUAUAUCGUUGCUGCUGAUGUAGAGGACCUGAUUUCAAGCGUCUGCUGCCUAGAGGGUGUAUUUUCUAAAUUGUACUCUGAAAGUAAUGGCGCCCCUUCAUCACAUCAAGGUCUGGCCUGCUGUGCCAUUCAGUCCUGGGCACUGCUGAUGACCAUUUGUCCAGCCAGCUGGACCCAGAAGGCAUUGGAGAGCCACCUGCCCAGUCUGUCUGGGGUGCUAUCCAGCGAGAGCCUCGGUCUCCGUAUUGCAGCUGGAGAGAGUCUCGCCCUCCUGUACGAACUGGCCCGCGAUUUGGAUGAAGACUUCUUCUACGAAGAUGCAGACACUCUGUGUGUGACACUGAAAGCAUUAGCCACAGACAGCAACAAAUACAGAGCAAAGACCGACCGGCGCAAGCAGCGCUCCAUCUUCCGGGACGUUCUCCAUUACAUUGAGAGCGGAGAGUGCCAAGAGGAGACCAUAAAGUUCGGCCUAGAGUCAAUGUAUGUGGAUAGUUGGGCGCGGAGGAGAACGUACAACUCGUUUAAAGAAACACUGGGCUCUGGAGUGCGGUAUCACUUACAGCAUAAUGAGGUUGUACGAGACAUCUUCUCCUUGGGCCCCCCACUCGUUCUGGAUGCCGCUACGAUCAAAGCUAGUAAGAUCUCUCGCGUAGAGAAGCACAUGUUCAACUCCGCCGCCUUCAAAGCCAGAACUAAAGCCAGGAGCAGAAUGCGGGACAAACGAGCGGAUGUCCUAUAAUCGCCUUGUGCCAACCAAACCAUUGGGGGCUCGCUGCCUCUCCGGGACAUCCCAUAUUGGCUUCUUUAUAUAUCUAAUCACCCCUCAUCUGCAGAGAGAAGUGUUGGUCUGUGUCCUUCGUUGAAGGAGAAGAAGUGAAGCGCUGCUGUGAAGCACAGACUAACAGAAAAAAAGGAAAUGUUUUUGGAAUUUUUUUUUUUUUUUAAUUGGAUCAUGGGAGUUGCUGACAGGAGGGGAAUGUGGCAGAUGAGAAUCAUAUGAGACGCUUUUCAAAAUCCCUGCAGGGAACAAAAUUCUGUCCUGACAAAGGUGCUCUACAGACUCCGCCCCCUUCACCUGAACUCGUCUCUGCUCGGUGCUAUGGAAUGGGCCUACCAUUGUAAAAUGCCUACGCACCGCUUCUUGGGAUCUUUAAGUACACGUACAGUUGAAGUCUGUGACUGUAUCAGAGAAAUUUUAAAGGAGAUGUGCUGCUUUUUUAUACAAUGUUAGCUAGGAGAUUGCAAGGACUGUCAGAUCUUAUUGUGGUGCUGUGAAAUGUAUCAUAUAAUUUAUUGGUCAAAAGAUGAGCGUUUUUACAGUUUGGAAAUGACUUCUGCCAGGGUUUGGCUACGUCGCCCUCCACUGUUAUCUUACAUAGACAACAUUCGGAUAUACAGCCCUCUUGGUGCUGUAACACAAGUCCUACACUAUCCAUCUGCUUUUUUACAGUAACUUUUACACCUGAAACCCUGACCAUAGCGGUGCCCGUGGAUUUGUGUGGUGGAGAAAAUGAUACAGGAUUUUAAGUGAAUCUUUGCUCUUGGAAUGUUGUGUGUACAUAGAGUGCAGUGAAGGAACUGGAAAUAGCGCCACGUCUUCAGCCUUUAACGCUACGGGGCUGGUGCGGCAUCAUCACUUUGUGCAGGCACCAUGUUACAUUUUGGACUAUUUAUAUAAUAAAAUGCUAACGCUGCUCCUCACCUCUAUGGGGAGGAAUUCAAGUGUUUUGCAUUCUGGUGGCCACUAGAUAUAGGUCGAUGGAGAAAUUCAAGUGUUGCUAUGUUUAGGCGCACACAGCCUGUAAGCAAACUACUAUACAUGGCAGCUUGUACUGAUGAAUGUAAAUUAGCCGACACCGUAUCUCGCCAUAAUAACGUUACUGUAUAAACAGGUUAUUUUAUCUUUCUAAUUGCAUAGUCCUGACUGAAGUGUAAUGAGGUAUUUCCUUUCCCCCUGUUGUACACCUACAUGACAAUAGAGCAAUCUAUAGUUCUUACCUAGGAGGCUGCUAGACUGUUGGUUAAUAAAAACAGAAGCACCACCUUUUUAAACACAUGGCGUAUUUUAAAUGUAAGUAAUAGCAUCGGGUGCUGUCCUGUAGUUGGGAUAUGCACAGGAGACGUCUAAGGGUUGACUGAUCCUGCAAGUAGAGCAACAGAAAUACUAUAGGCUGAAGGUAUCCCGUUAUCCGGUUUUAAGUUAUGUGUCUGCUUUGGCGUUGCACGUUGCUGGCGUGUACAGUAUGUGAUACAUAUACACGGCAGCUAUAGGUAAUAGUGGGUUUAUAUUCUAUUUUUCACAUGUUUACAGCCUACAUCUCAUUCCUUCAUAUUUCCACCAUGGGAGUACCCUCAUACUCCACAUUGCGGCACACAAGCGCAUGAAUGUAAUGUAGUUCCCCCUCUGCUGGCCAAACCAGGAAAUACGUCUUCCAUAGAGACCCUUCAUGAUAUAGUUACUAAAUGACGGCUUUCACCUCUGCUUUUCAAAGGGGAAAAAAAUAAAUAAAUGCAAAAUUAUGGUUCUGCAUUUUUUAUUUUUUUUUAAAUCCAUCGGCCAAAGCGAAUCACUGAGCGGUAAACGCUUGUCUUUCUGAAUGUCUAGUUAACCCUUUCACCUAGGACCUACCCCUGUAUGUGUGGUGGAAUGAAAGGAAAUGGAGAAUCCUCCAAAAAAGGCUGAUUUCAUUACUCCCGUUGCCAUGGGUUACCGCUCAACUGGGAGAAUGUAGCAUCUUCACACUUUUAUUCAUAUUAGAGUAAAGCAAAUCGUAGCUACCAUUUUGAAUAAUUAAGACCUGAGUUGGGAUUACUCGCUGUAAUCCACCAGUUCUUUUUAUACCAUAUCUGCAGUUAGAUAGAUAGAUAUCUAUCUAUCUAUCUAUCAUACAACAACUUCAAUUCUGCCAACUAUUUUCCUACCUCUGGUGAGGUCUUACCGUGCAAAAUGGCUGCUACGUGCUGUUCUUUUUAUAUAUAUAUAUUUUAUUUCUAAAAGUACUUCCUGCAUUACUGACCACUCAGCCGCACAUCGCUCCGUAUGUCUAAUAUUCCCCUGUAAGUACGAGACUCCUCCUCCUUCACGGCAGUGCCUGGGGGAGUGGUCAAACAUUGUGCCCUCCCCCGCUAAAUCCUUUAUAUCAGAGCUGCACAUACGAUUGUCAGAUCUUCUAUUUAUCUUUGGAUUUUAUACAAUGAAUUCAACAAUAUUUUGGCCACAAGUCAGACAUCAGAUAAUAAAGAGUUAAAAUAAA
Molecule: messenger RNA, 4080 nt
Organism: Pseudophryne corroboree (corroboree frog)
Lineage: Eukaryota; Metazoa; Chordata; Amphibia; Anura; Myobatrachidae
Gene: IFRD2
Product: interferon related developmental regulator 2
Exons: 13
Coding region: 195-1565 (456 amino acids)
Source: RefSeq, a predicted model, not a curated record